CGCCUGUUUAAUUCAUGGUUUGCCUUGUUCCUUCACACAGACUCUUAAACAAGUAACAGAAAUUACAAAAAGGUCUAACCCUAAAAAAGAAAUUUUCUUGCUUUCCCUUUUUUUUUUCCCAAUAUUUUUUAUGAGCAAAGCACGUACAAAGAUAUCAGCCCGAUCGACUCGAAUACAACGUCCUUCCCAUAUGCGUCAAAUGCGUCAGCAGACAAAUGUACAAGAAACAAAAGAAGAAGAGAAAAGAGAAGAGACCGACAAUAAAGAAGUGAAAUCAGAAUUCCUUCAAGAGAAAGUACUUGAAGCAGAAGAAAUUGCAAAGCUAAGACAGAGUUCUGAGCAGUUGGUCAAGUUCUUUGGUCAAUUGGGAGAUAAAGUAAAACAGAUGGCAGAUCAAGUUGAAUCCGCAGCUAAUUCAAUGCAAAAUUGGGAACAUGUAUUUAAUACAAUCAAGGAUGUCGGUGUACAUAGUCAUGAAACAUCACUUGUUAAAUUUGAUAUCAAUCAUAGUUCGCCAUUACGUUCAUUUGAUAAACAAUUGUAAAUAUGAUCAUUAUUUAUUGCAUUUGGGCAUUUUCAAUAGAUUGAAUUGUUUGAUUGACUAUGGACAUGGCUGCAUUUAUCCUUUCAAUAGAUUCUGUACAUGUUUGUUUGGUAUCUGGUAUUGUCUCGGUUAAACUCAUGAAAGAAUUCACGACAAAAAGUGUAUUACUUUCGUCAAUAUUAGGCAAAUGAACCUCAUUUAGCUGUUGUUGUUUUUGAUAAAACUUUUGAUGUUGACCCAAGUUGAUAUUUUCCUGUUCUAUAAAAUCCUCCACAUUGAGUGAGUCAAGCUGCCCUUUACUUAGAUUAGUAAGUAUUGCUGCGUAGUUCAAGUCAACAUUAGUCUUGUCAGUAUGACCAUUCAUCUGUAAAAG
Messenger RNA from Rhizopus microsporus ATCC 52813, 917 nucleotides. RefSeq lists its product as uncharacterized. NCBI's taxonomy places the organism in Eukaryota, Fungi, Mucoromycota, Mucoromycetes, Mucorales, Rhizopodaceae. Gene Ontology annotation, cellular component: mitotic spindle; DASH complex. Gene Ontology annotation, biological process: mitotic cell cycle. Bases 191 to 544 code for a protein of 117 amino acids. The transcript is spliced from 2 exons. The record is from RefSeq and is a predicted model, not a curated record.